Sciurus carolinensis (gray squirrel) is the source of this 1503-nucleotide messenger RNA. RefSeq names its product deleted in lymphocytic leukemia 7 (gene Dleu7). The transcript is spliced from 2 exons. The record is from RefSeq and is a predicted model, not a curated record. The coding region runs from base 138 to 797 and encodes 219 amino acids. Lineage: Eukaryota; Metazoa; Chordata; Mammalia; Rodentia; Sciuridae.
GCUGACCACACACGCUGAGAGACGCAGAGGUUCAGGAGCCGCGGGUUAAGCAAUGUGACCCUGGCGACCCCAAACGCCCCCGCCUCUCUCGCUUCUGCUCCACCUGCACGCGGAGCGCGGAGCCGCCAACGGAGGCGAUGGCUAGCCCUGCGCCCUUAGUGGCCUCCAUCAGCCACCAAAUGGUGGCUCUGCAGACUCUGCAGUUGCUGCAGCAGGAGUGGGGCUGGGGAGACGGUCCGGGCGCCCCCGGGGGCCCGUGUGACCCGGACCACGUGCCCGCAGCCCCAGCGCGUCGCUCAGGCCCAGUGAGAGCCAGGACCGGGCCGGGGCGCGAGGAGGGGGGCGGAGGUGCCAGAAAUCGAGGGGCCCGGGCCCGGGCGAGCUCCCCCGAGGUGGAAGGGGUGCGAGGCGCCGAGGGGGGCGCGGAGCUGCUGCCCUUCCCCCGGGACCGCGGGCCCUGCACCCUGGCCCGGAUGGCGAUGCGCAGCGCGCUGGCUCGCGUGGUGGACUCGACCUCGGAGCUGGUCAGCGUAGAACAGACGCUGCUGGGGCCUCUCCAGCAAGAGCGAUCCUUCCCCAUCCACCUGAAGGAUAGUGUUGAGUUUAGGAACAUCUGCAGUCAUUUGGCUCUACAAAUUGAAGGACAGCAGUUUGACAGAGACUUGAACGCUGCCCACCAGUGUUUGAAGACGAUAGUCAAGAAGCUGAUUCAGUCACUUGCUAAUCUUCCUUCAGAUGCCCACAUGGUCGCCUGUGCUUCCUUGAGACAGAUCUUACAGAAUCUCCCAGACACAUGAAUGUUAAAGACAUCAGAAUUAAAACCACAGCUAGUGCUGUUAGGAGAACUGGAUACUUAAUUUUCCUAAUUCAAUCAGCAGACAAUGGAUGUUUUUAUUUCUCUAAAGUAGAUAUGCUAGCACAUGUAGUAGUCUGACCAUGGCCCCUGUAGCCUUCAGAAUUAGAGCAUGUUAGUGAAAACUUUUUAAAGCUGUAGUUCACAUUUUUAAGUAUGUUGACCUCCUAUUUGCUGACUUUUUGAUUGAAAUAUAUUUCAUUUUGUAGAACUGAUUGGCUUAUAUGUAUAUAUAUUUAUUAAUUCAUAUUAAGUACUAAUUUUGAUCAAUUAUAUCUUGAUCUAUACUCAUAUUACUGUAUGCAAUAAAGCUUAAUAUGGUUAUUUAUAAGAUUGAAGCUCCUUGGUUCUGAAAAUUAUGUGGAAUAAAUGGAACAUUCGGUAAUUGACACAUUCUACUUGCUAGGCACUUGGCUUUAUGUUAUGAGAAUGAUCUUUAGUUGCAAGAGCACAUGUGUCAGCAAUUAUAAGUUCCGAUCCUGGCAUUAAUAACUUAACCACUGGGCAGGAAGAGUUGUUUCUAAACCUUGUGCUUUCAUAUACUGAUUUGUAAAUUUAAAAUGAUAAUGAGCUAUGAAGUACCAAGGCUAUGUGAUAUGUACAGAAUUAUUAAAGUCUCAUGUGGAAACAUCUAACUCUCCUUACUCUUU